GUGGACACAAAUUUAUUACCAAGCCUUGACGAAUUUCACACCUGCACGUAACAAUAUAUACAUAGUUUAGGAAUUGAUUGAUAAGCCCGUCUUAUCGGAUUAGAUUUCUUGCUUCUUUCCAAAAUGUAAGUAUAAAACUAGCAUUAAAUACCCAAUCAUUUCAGUUCAUACUCGGUCGGAUUCAAAAAUCAUUCAUCUUCGCUUAACGCAGUAACUAUGAUUCAACUACUGUUGCUCUUCGUCAUUAUUCCAGCUGCGAUACUCCAAAAUGCAGACAAUGUGGACCACCAGAGUUGGGACACAGUAGCUUUCCGUCCAUGCGGUGGCGUUCGACCUGUUCCCAGAGAAGUUCGUCUGUUAGACUGCCCAAGUUUGCCAUGCUUGUUACCCAGAGGUACCGAGGCAAAGAUGGCAAUGGAUUUUACUUCCGUUCAAGAAGCCACGAAUAUGCGCACCAUAGUGACCGCAACAGCAUUGGGCGUCACUGCUCCUUAUGAGCUGCCUGCCGACCGUUCUGCCGCUUGCAACUGGUUGGUACAAUCACGUUGCCCAACUAGCCCUGGGGAGGAUUUGACUUACCACUUGAGCAUGCCGAUCACUGCGAUUUAUCCGCUGGUCAGUGUGACCAUCGAAAUCGAUGUCGUGGAUCAAACACAGCAGUCACAUGGCUGUUUUGUUAUAGAUGCUCGUGUUGUUCCCAGAUAGAAGUGUAUUGCUGGUGUUUAAUGAACCUGUGUAUUUUUAGGAGAAAUAAAUGAAAAAAAUCAUAA
Messenger RNA from Aedes aegypti (yellow fever mosquito), 770 nucleotides. Its product is annotated as epididymal secretory protein E1. The transcript has 2 exons. The record is from RefSeq and is a predicted model, not a curated record. Lineage: Eukaryota; Metazoa; Arthropoda; Insecta; Diptera; Culicidae. Gene Ontology annotation, molecular function: sterol binding. Gene Ontology annotation, biological process: intracellular cholesterol transport. Bases 217 to 705 code for a protein of 162 amino acids.